CACCACCACCGGCAGGACAGGUCGAGGCUCUUCCCCCGCCUCCCUUUUUGGGAAUCAGCGUCCCCGGCCCUCGGUGGGGGGGGUCGCCAAGAUGAACUCGGCCCCGCCGCCCCCGGGUCAGCAGGUGAUCCACGUGAUGACCCAGGACCUGGACACCGACCUGGAGGCCCUCUUCAACUCCGUGAUGAACCCCCAGCCCAGCUCCUGGAGGCAGAAAAUCCUGCCCGAGUCCUUCUUCAAGGAGCCGGACUCGGGGGCCCACUCCCGCCAGUCCAGCACGGACUCGUCGGGCGGGCCGGCCCCGGGAGGGGGAGCGGGAGGGGGAGCCCCCCAGGGUGGAGGAGCCCCCCAACACGUGCGCUCCCACUCCUCGCCCGCCUCCCUGCAGCUAGGCCCCGGGGCCCGGGCCACGGCCAGCCCCCUGCAGCAGCACGCCCACCUCCGCCAGCAGUCCUACGACCUCACCGACCGGCUGCCCCUGCCCCCCGGCUGGGAGAUGACCUUCACCGCCACAGGACAACGCUACUUCCUCAACCACAUAGAGAAGAUUACGACAUGGCAAGACCCUCGGAAGACGAUGAAUCAGCCCCUGAAUCAUCUGAGCCUCCACCCUGCGGCGACUUCAACGCCGAUGCCUCAGAGAUCAAUGACCAUUUCCCAGCCCAAUCUCGUGAUGAAUCAGCAGCAAUCGCAGCAACAGCAGAUGGCUUCGGGCCCCCCCAUGUCGCAGCAGCCGCACUCUAGCCCGAACCCCCAGGCCGGACUACUGAACCUUCCCAACGCUCUGACCACCCAGCAGCAGCAGCAGCAGAAGCUGAGGCUUCAGAGGAUCCAGAUGGAGCGGGAGAGAAUCCGAAUGCGCCAGGAGGAACUCAUGAGACAGGAAGCCGCACUGUGUAGACAACUUCCCAUGGAGUCCGAGACCAUGGCCCCGGUUCAAGCUGCUGUGAACACCCCCGCCAUGACCCAAGACAUGAGAUCGAUUACAAAUAGCGGCUCGGAUCCUUUUCUCAAUGGUGGGCCGUACCAUUCCAGAGAGCAGAGCACAGACAGUGGACUAGGGUUAGGAUGCUACAGCAUACCGACAACUCCUGAAGAUUUCCUCAGCAACGUAGAUGAGAUGGACACAGGAGAAAACGUGGGGCAGACCCCUAUGAACCUUAAUCCCCAGCAGAGCCGCUUCCCCGACUUCCUCGACUGCCUGCCGGGAACGAACGUCGACCUCGGGACUUUGGAGUCGGAUGACCUGAUCCCGAUCUUCAACGACGUGGAGUCUGUCCUGAACAAAAGCGAGCCCUUCCUGACCUGGCUGUAACCUGCACCUUCGGCCGCCCCCCGUUCAGCCCGGAAACCCAACAGGAGAGGCAGAUCAUCCCAAAGUCCUCCGAUAGCCAAUGAGCUGCCUUGCUGACUUUUGCUCUGCCACCUCCAUAGGGUCAAUUUAAUCGUUGCCUGGAUUUGAUUGACAGUAACUUAAGUAUAAAAUAUAGAAGUAUAUAAAUUUAUAUUUUCCUUUUAUUUGUAACUACAUCUGCAGGUCUACAUCCCACAUUUCUGGGAUGGAUCAUAAAAUACUACAACUCUCCCAUCCCCAUCUCUCCUCUCUCCCUCCUUCCUUCCCUCCCCUGUCUCUCUCUCUCUCUCUCUCUCUCUCUCUCUCAUCCAUGAUUAAAGUCAUGGAUCUUAGUUGAAAUUACAAACUCCAAUGCCCCAGAAAAGCAGGCCAUAUACAAGCUAGUAGCUUGGUCCAGGACACCUGCACCGAGUUAGACCAAAACGCAGCUCAGUAACUGUAUUUAUGACAAUAGUACCAAAUGCUUUUUUUUUUUUUUUAAAUCUAUUUAACUUGAGCUUUAAAAAUCAUUGUAUUGUUAGUGAAAUUGUGCUGUAUGGAAUACAGAGUAGUUUUGAAUCCAUGCUAGCUAUUAUAAUUAUUAUUCUAUUUGCUGAUGCACAAGCCGUACUAUUGUAGUAAUCUUUCAGUAUAUUACUGUAUAGCUUCCAGAUAAUGAGUACUUCCAAUUUGAAAGUAGCAGGAUGUUUAGUAACAGUUUUACACAACAAAUACUGUAAAAAUAGACCAGAUUGGUACUACUUAAAACACACACACACACACACACACACACACACACACAAUGUGAUAAAAAACAUAAAAUGUUUUUUUAAAUGCAACGUAGAUUUUGAUGUCUAUUUUAUUAAGCACUCUAAUUUUUUAAAACUAAGUACAUGAACCAGAAUGUUUUUUUGAUAAAUCACGGGCAACUGAACCUUUUGACUUUUUUGAAACUCUCCCCGAAAUCAGGACAGAAUAGUGUAGCACAGCUCACGGCUUGACAGUCCGAUACGCAGUUGCUUCCUUUCGUUUUCGUUUCGUUGUUUUUAAAAACCUCGUAGGUCUCGUUUUCAGCAAUGGGGAGUUUAAACCGACAGGCUCAUCGAGACUGUAGGCGUGAAGCCGAUGACUGGGCGGCCCUGAGGCAGAGCCCCGCUUGGCCUGGUGACGGCCGGUUUGCUCAGUAGCAUCAACCCCCGUUUGCUGAGGGAACCGGCAAACCCGGGCCGGUGCAAAUGGUGUGACGCAUAUGUACUCGAUACCUCUCCUAUAACCAAGAAAAACUUCUUUAUCAGUUGUUUAGGACUGAGAAAGCAUCAAGGUCCUCUUGCAGUCAGUCAGUCCUGUGAAAUGCCAAUGAAGUCCUGAAACGUUUAGAGUUUUCAACUGACAUCAUUUACGGCUUCGAGCGUAGGCUUCGAUAAUGGAACUCACGCAUCGCUUUGCUGAGGGGCCUUGUUAAUUAAUCCAAGUCUCUGAGUAGGAACCUAUUGAUUCCCAGCAGCGAGAGACUGACCACGUACUCCAAAGUCGACUUGGUGGUGGGAAGGUCGGGGCUCUUUCUGAUGGCUCAGGCUCUAGAGGCAGCGCCCGUCAUCUCUUAUCGCGUUGGAAAGGAGGCAAGUACGAGGGGUCAGAGUUCAGGUGUGAGGGCGGAGAUUGGAAAGGGGGAUGUUGGGAGGUGGCAGUUGCUAGGCAAGUUGGGGUGCCCUGGAGAUGAGGACCUAGGCCGGUGCCCGGGGAGCAAGGAGAAGGACUCACCAAAGUUUCACGGAUCGGUUCUCGACCACAACCUCUAAACCCAAAGGCUAUCUCUUGUGUCAGAAAAAUGACUUUGGUGCACUUUAUACUGGGGCUGGCUUCUGCCCCUUCUAUGCCAAUUUUAGGCACAGAGGGGAAAAUGAUGAACCGACCAUUGUUCUGAUACGAUGAAGUGAUUUUUCUCGAGAAAAAUGGUUUCUUUUCUCUCACGCGCUCUCCCUCAGGGAGCGGGGGAGUCUGGAAGGGAUGCGUGGAAGUACCUGGGUCACCGGAAAACUAGUGGAUGUGUUUUUUCUUUCUUUGAAUUUUGUGAGAAAUAAUUACAAAAAGAGGGGAACAGUCUUUCUGAACAAACAAGGGACCUAGCCAGUCUGAGCAGUGUUACUGUAUUUUUAUGGAUUUAUUGUUGUUGUGUGGUUUUUUUUUUAAGAAUUUCUUUUCAGGUUAUCAACCUAAAUGCGAUACAGCUAGACCUUGCUGGUUCUGCUCCCCAGGCCCGCGAUGGUUAGAGUACUGGGGAUGACAGAAUCCGGUUUCAGAUGUGAGGCACGUAGAACGUUGUAGGUGGCAUUACGAAGUAUUAGGUGAAACUUUUAGUGAAUUUAGAUGGAGCAUUUCUAAGUAAGAAAGCUAGAUUUUUUUUUCCUAGAAUACAAUGUGGAUCUAAACUGCAUGUUUACCACUUAAAGUGAAGCCGGGAAUAGUUUUGUUUUAAAGGUAGAGAAGGUAUUUGUCAGCGAACGCUAAAGCUAGAGACUCUAAAGAGAUGACAGCAUGUUUCAGGUUGUCACUGUUGCCAAAACCCAGCCACUUGGAAUGGCUAUUAUAGAUUGUGGGCCAGGAGGUUAGAGGUCAUUUUAGGGCCAUAAGUCCAUGAGGGUGAGGAUGAGAACAGGUGUCCACACCGCUGUCUUUGAUGUAUGGUAUGGCAGAUGCUUCUUCCAGCAAAACGGGAGAUGGAACUCAUUCCCGAAACCCUCCUUUCCAGGAGUUGCCAACUUGAAAGAUCUUGGGUGUGGAGUAGCGUUUGUGCAAAACCUGCAUAUUGAUAAUUCCGUUGGUGUUAAGUCACAGUGGGGCAGUGUUUCCUUGGGAAAUUGAAGGAUGUGGCAUACACCUCGUCAUUGGACAGAUUGUAUGGAGGGUGACAGGGAACGAGAGCUGUUGGAAGUUCAGCUAGUACUCGGGUAACACCGUGAGAAUGACACUUUUGGGGGUCAAAAAAAUGCUCUUUGUUUCUAAGUGUACAUUCAUUUUAAAUGGGAAAAUGGGUGAUCACCAGACUUUUUCCUAACACAUUACAACCAUAUAUGUGCUAGUACUUUAACUUUUUUUAUUUACUUCUCCAUUUUGUUAUGUUACAUGACAUAUGUGUGAGUGUUUUUAUUUUAGAAUUUGAUGCAUAUGGACCUUUGUAUUAAAAUCAAUCAGAUCAAACUAGCAUACCUAGAGUUUGUACUGGUUUUUAUUUCUCUGAUCUUGUACAAGAAAAAUAAAUAUAAUUGAAUUUCA
This is a messenger RNA of Tachyglossus aculeatus (Australian echidna), 4606 nucleotides long. It is a transcript of the gene WWTR1, whose product is annotated as WW domain containing transcription regulator 1. The coding region runs from base 92 to 1315 and encodes 407 amino acids. Gene Ontology annotation, cellular component: nucleus; cytoplasm. The transcript has 6 exons. Gene Ontology annotation, molecular function: transcription coactivator activity; protein binding; transcription corepressor activity. Lineage: Eukaryota; Metazoa; Chordata; Mammalia; Monotremata; Tachyglossidae. Gene Ontology annotation, biological process: hippo signaling; positive regulation of transcription by RNA polymerase II. The record is from RefSeq and is a predicted model, not a curated record.